Prinia subflava (tawny-flanked prinia) is the source of this 889-nucleotide messenger RNA. RefSeq names its product C-type natriuretic peptide 2-like. The transcript is spliced from 2 exons. Gene Ontology annotation, biological process: receptor guanylyl cyclase signaling pathway; cGMP biosynthetic process. The record is from RefSeq and is a predicted model, not a curated record. Lineage: Eukaryota; Metazoa; Chordata; Aves; Passeriformes; Cisticolidae. Gene Ontology annotation, cellular component: extracellular region. The coding region runs from base 42 to 419 and encodes 125 amino acids. Gene Ontology annotation, molecular function: hormone activity.
GCAAUGUCACAGGCACAGUGCUGUGAGCAGGCAUCACUUUAAUGUCCUGCCUGAGCCCCAGGAGGGAAUGGGCAGUGGGGUACCAGGGGUAUGAGGCUUAUUGCCAGAAGCACAGGCAUCACCCUGCUCUCCUCUGUUUAUCCCAGAUGCUCCUUUCACGAUUGCUGCCCCUGGAGCCUGAGUCCACGCUGACCGAAGAGGACACGAAGGAGGGGUCCAGCUUUGGUCCUCAGCAGCUCUCCUCCACUCUCCCCUUCCUCCCGUCUGGGGCUAGAGCUGCCCGGCCAUCCUUCUGGCGCAAGAACCUCGCCAGUCGCAAGUGGGCACUGCCUGCAGAUUGGGCCUGGAAGGCCAUGCCCAGGGGUUGCUUCGGGCUGAAAAUGGACCGAAUUGGGACCUUCAGUGGUUUGGGGUGUUAGCUUUGGAGGACCUCCGAGCCGGAGGGCACCCAGCCUCGGGAACCUGCACGGCCCGGGAACCUGCAGGCGCACCGCUGCGCGAAGCCCUGAAGCUCCCGCCCCGAAAAAGGGAGGCGGCGGCAGCGAGGAAGCGGCGAGGCGGUACGAGGAGGAGCUGCCCCCCGCGGCCGCCGGACCCCCGCUCCGCCGGCAGUCCCCUCCCCGCUCCCCGUGCCCGAGGACUCGCUCAUUAAACAAGCUGUACUAAUUUGCCGCGUCCGCGCUCGGCGGUGGCCGCCCCCGGGCGGGGGCGGGUGGGAGGCGGCGGCAGAGCCCGCCCGGCGCCCCCGGCCCCACGCGCGGGGCCGUGCCGGGCCCGGCCGCCGCCAUGCCGCGUGGGGCGUGCGGCACGCGCGGCUGCGGCGCGGUGCGGCCGGGGGGGCGGACACGGGUGAGGAGGCAUCGACCGGGCGCGGGGCACAAGGGCCGCG